CUCUCUCUCUCUCUCUCUCUCUCUCUCUCUCUCUCUCUCUCUCUCUCUCUCUCUCUCGCGCGCGCUUAGUCUUUCAAAAAAGUCUUCUUCUUUGUCUGACUGUUGUGUGUGAUAGUGGGACAUUAUUUCAACUACAUCUCCUUUUCUGUGCUUUGGAAAUCUUCCUGUGUUUUUGGUAUAGCUGCCCUUUGUUUUGUUUUUUAAAUUUCAACAUCUACCUGAUCACAUUUUUGCUGUUGCUGUUUGACAACCUGCACAGAGCAGGGUCAACCAAGAAUGUCAGUCUCCCAAAACCCCUCCAGUGGCUUUGAAGUCAUAUUUUCUACUCUACAGAAUGCAGAGGAUGCCGAGAGCACCCUAAAUGUUCUCAAUAUCCUGGAUGAACUCCUGUCUGCAGGUACUGAUCAUCGUAUUCACUACAUGAUCAGUAAAGGUGGAAGUGAAGCCUUGCUCAGUGCACUGAUGAAGAAUGGCAGCAGGUCCAGUCCCGACUACACCAUUCUGCUGCCUAUACUAUACCUGGUAGCCAAAGUAGGACAAAAAGACUGUCAUAUAGGUAAAAAAGCUGAGGAGGCUGGAGCUGUGCUACUGACUCUAAACCUACUCAAAAACAACAUUCAACAUGCCGGGAGGGCUGAAGCAUACCUCAACGUCAUCCAAGUUUUUGCUGGAUCAGCAGCAUCGCGCUACGCUUUAGCCACAUCUCCAUGUUACAGUGCGUCAUCAAGGCAACCGCAGUUUCCACAUCAAAACAUAUUGGAUCAAACCAAGGGCUGGAUGUCGUCUACAACCUUAUCCCUCGCUAUACCAUCAAGAAUCGGCAAACAAUUAAAAGAUAACAUCUGCACAGCAGUGACCAAGGGUUAUGUGUCUGGUCUCUUACUGCUGUAUGAUGACUGGCACAGUAAGGACACUAAUCACUCUGCCACUGACAUCCUCCAGGCACUGCUCCAUUGCUUUUGUAAAAUUGCAUGCAGUGCUCUGGGCAGAGACAAUUUAGUGUCCCAUGGAGGCAUACGACUUCUUUAUCAUACUACUCAGACAUACUUGUUGAAUAAAUGUCAGGAGUCGCUGAUAGAGUCAUCUGUUCAGCUAAUGAGAAGUUGCCUGCCUAAAACCCGUCUACCACUGACAUCAGAUCAAUCCGCAUACCUCUUCCCCUUGCCUGGAAGACAACAUGAUGAUCUUGAUAUGGUUGCAACUUCAGAUGAGAGCAAUGGUGAUGAUGAUGAUGAUGAUGAUGAUAAAGUGGAGGACGAUUACCAAGAGGCUCAGAGCAAAGACUAUGAUAACGACUUGGAGACUGAUUUGAACACACUUUGUCUUCGUCCUGCCACAGACAGACCCAAAGAGCUUUUGCUGCAAUACAGCCGUCUCUGUCCAGAACUCUCACAUGACUUCCUGGAGGAUCUGGAUUUGAAUUCACAAGAGAGUUCAUCAUCAUCUUCAUCUGAUGACGAAACUGGGCCGGAAAAAAAAACUCCUGAGUUUCUGUCCCAGACAGAAAAAGGCACAUCAGAUCAAACCAAAUCAGCUCCUUGCCCGUUAAAGGUCAAAGAUUUCUAUAGCCAUACUGGUAUUAACACCCGAUCUGGUGGAACCAAGACUGGAGAGACGAGGGAAGAGGCCAACUCAAGUCUGACAGAUGAUGAACAGAAAAAUAAAAAUGAGGGAAAUGGAAAAUGUUAUAAUUCUCCUAUGACAGAUUUAAUCGACAUACAUAAUCAUGACAUCCCCUACCAUGAACCCAGUAUGUAUCGAGCUGCAGCCAUGAAAACAAAAUCUGUCCCAGGAUUCAGCACGCUUGCUUUUCCUGAUUUUUGGGGUCAGGUCCCACCACCUGGAAAUGAACCCAUGGCUCCACGCAAGCCCAACAUCCAGAGGCAGAAAGUGCUUGAAGAUAUUCAGCGUUUCUUGAAUACCGAUAUCAUCAACCAAGUGGUCUUUGAUUUGGAAGAUGAGUGUUUGCAGUUUCCACCUGCAGAGCCAGACUCCUUGAGAUUCUUUUCCAGUUUUGAAUGCGGCAACCUGAGAAAGGCUAUUCGCGUUCGCAGAUACGAAUAUGACCUAAUAUUGAAUGCAGAUGCCAACUGUUCCCAGCACACUCAGUGGUUUUAUUUUGAAGUCAGUAACAUGGUGCCCGAUGUUCCCUACCGUUUCAAUAUCAUCAACUGUGAGAAGAGCAACAGCCAGUUCAACUACGGAAUGCAGCCAGUGCUUUACUCAGUACGGGAUGCAUUGAAUGGCAAACCCCAAUGGUGCAGGUCUGGGACAGAAAUUUGCUAUUUCAGAAACCACUUCUGUCCCGUUCGUGGCCGACUGAGAACAACAUUUUAUACACUAACAUUCACCAUCACCUUCAAAUACAGUGAGGAUGUCUGUUACCUGGCCUACCAUUACCCUUAUACAUACUCUGCUCUAAGGGCUCAUCUGCGUUUGCUGAAUAGAUCAGUUGAUCCCAGUAAGGUGUUUUUCCGAGAACAGGUUCUUUGUCCUACUCUUGCUGGCAAUGCUUGCCCAUUUGUCACCAUCACUGCAUGUCCUCCCAGCAAGAGCUAUACAGAUAUUCAUCAGCUGCGUAACCGCCCCUGCAUUGUGCUGUCAAGUCGUGUCCAUCCCGGUGAAUCCAAUGCCAGCUGGGUAAUGAAAGGCACCCUAGAAUUUCUAUGCAGUCAUGAUCCAAUAGCCCAGGCAUUGAGAGAGACAUUUGUCUUUAAGAUCAUCCCCAUGCUAAACCCAGAUGGAGUGAUUAAUGGAAUGAAUCGCUGUGACCUGAACAGAGAUGACUUGAAUCGUCAGUGGUGUAAACCAGACCCUGUUCUCUGUCCAACAAUCUACCAUACCAAAGGCUUCCUCUCCUACCUCAGUAGUAUUAGACGGACUCCCUUGGUCUUCUGUGACUAUCAUGGCCACUCUCGAAAAAAGAACGUUUUUUUGUAUGGCUGCAGUGUAAAGGAAACUUUAUGGCAAUCAGGUUCUACAUUUGACACAGCAGCACUGAAAGAAAACCCUGGAUAUAGAACUAUUGCAAAGGCCUUGGAUCGUAUUGCACCAGCCUUUUCUUUUAACAGCUGCAACUAUUUGGUGGAAAAAUCUCGUUCUGCCACUGCCCGAAUCGUUGUCUGGAAAGAAUUGGGCGUGCUGAGAAGUUAUACCAUGGAAAGCACUUUCAAUGGUUUUGACCAGGGAAUAUACAAGGGUCUUCAGACAAGAACCAGGGAGCUCGAAGAAAUGGGAAUGAAAUUUUGCCACAGUCUGCUCUCCCUGACUGUAGAUACAAGGGCCCUUUACGGCAGAAGUCUUAUCAACCACAUGAAUCCGGGACAUAACGUCCUUGAUCAUAAGUCACACAACUGUUUUGAAGAUGAUGAGCCCCCAUGUGUUGAAGAAAUUGAAUAUUCUAUGUUUCCUGGUCUUAAAGGCAAGGAUUUGAAUUGGACCUAAAAGGAUGCAUGGCCAACACUUAUGCAGAGGGUGGCGCUGAAGGACAAAGGACAGAAAAUAAAACAGCAAGAUGGUGUCAUUCAUUCACCACAGUCAAGUCGCCUGCUCCCUCAUCUGAUAACACAGAUGUUUACUGAAACGAAAGAUGAAAAAAGUGUGCUCAUGUGACCCUUGCCAAUGGGACCCCGGUCUGAUCUGAGCACGCUAUUAACUGUAUCUUAGCUUUCAUUACUCAACUGAGUUUGCUCACUUAUUAAAGUUCAAUCUGAUACUAUGAUAUGACCCUUGUGUAACACUAGCCAGAUAUUGUAAUUGUGCCUCCACCAUUCCACUCACUUAUGGUGCAUGAUCUUCGCCCCGCUAAAUAUUUAAAUAAUUUGGGUCUGCUAUAUUGUCAUGGUCACUGUCAUAUUUAUUGAUCUACAUUAGAUUUUUUGAGAUACUUUCUGUUGCAGUAACACAAGAAAUUUGAAUUUGUGUGUGAAUAUGUUUGAAGCCAUUCUAUGUUUGAAUUUGUCAACAUAUAUUUCUGACAAAAAAAUUAAAUAUCUUGACCGAAUUCAUAUUGCAAUAAAGCAUAAAUACUGCAAACCGGAUUUGGUUGAAGA
This is a messenger RNA of Syngnathus typhle (broad-nosed pipefish), 4052 nucleotides long. Its product is annotated as cytosolic carboxypeptidase 4. Gene Ontology annotation, molecular function: zinc ion binding; metallocarboxypeptidase activity. The record is from RefSeq and is a predicted model, not a curated record. The transcript is spliced from 26 exons. Bases 277 to 3444 code for a protein of 1055 amino acids. Gene Ontology annotation, biological process: proteolysis; C-terminal protein deglutamylation; protein side chain deglutamylation. Lineage: Eukaryota; Metazoa; Chordata; Actinopteri; Syngnathiformes; Syngnathidae.